AUGGGAGACUCCUACCGACCAGAGCGUGAAGGGCGUGAGCGUGGGCCACGAUCGCCUCGGAAGCGGUCGCCUCGACCAGCACGACCAGACCGCUCUCCCGAUCGUUCUCCCGAUGGCAAAAGGAUGAAGGGAGCAACAGAAGCAGGCGCGCCAUCACCAUCUGCACGACCGGCCGAAACGAGAGCGCUGGCUCGACGGGGUCGACGGACGCCGCCACCAGAGCCGACAGACGAGCAGAAGCAGGCAGCAGCCAAGGCAGAGUACAACCGGCUGCUGACGGCACGAUCCGGAGGCGUGUACGUGCCACCAGCACGGCUGCGGGCGCUGCAGGCGUCCGUGCAGGACAAGACGUCGCGAGAGUACCAGCGGAUGGCGUGGGAGGCGCUGAAGAAGUCGAUCAACGGGCUGGUCAACAAGGCGACGGCAGGCAACAUGCGGCAGAUCAUCAACGAGCUGUUUGGGGAGAAUCUGGUGCGUGGACGCGGGCUGCUGGCACAAAGCCUGAUCAAGGCGCAGUACGCGUCUCUGCCCUUUACGCCGGUGUACGCGUGCAUUGCGGCGUGCGUCAACAGCAAGCUGCCGGCCGUGGGUGAGCUGCUGCUGCGGCGGCUGCUGCUGCGUUUCCGCAAAGGCUUCCGGCGCAACGACAAGGCGGUCUGCCGCAGCGCGGCCACCUUUCUGGCACACCUGGUCAACACGCAGGUGGCCGAUGAGAUGCUGGCGGCCCAGAUGCUGCUGCUGCUGCUGCACAGCCCGACGGAUGACAGUGUCGAGAUCGCGGUCGGGCUGACGCGCGAGGUCGGCCACUACCUCGAGACGAUGAACCCGACCGUGCUCGUGGUCGUGUUCGAUCGCUUCCACCACAUCCUGAACGAGGCCGACAUCGACCGGCGGACCCAGUACGCGAUCGAGGUGCUGUUUCAGAACCGCCGCGACGGCUUCAAGGACCAGCCGGCCGUGCGCGAGGACCUCGACCUGAUCGAGGAGGAGGACCAGGUGAAACACCUGGUCGAGCUGGACGGCAAGCUCGAAGACGAGCCCACGCUCAACAUCUUCCGCUACGACGACCAGUGGGAGGAGCACGAGCGCGAAUACGGCCGGCUGCGGCGGGAGAUCCUGAACGAGAGCGAGGACGGCAGCAGUGCUGGCUCGGGCUCGGACGCGAGCUCGGACGCGGGCUCGGAUUCCGGCUCCAGCUCCGAGGACGAGCACGAGACCGAGCAGAAGGCGCUCGACAUCAAGGACCGGACAAACGCAGAUCUGGUGGCGCUGCGCCGGACCAUUUACCUGACGAUCCAGAGCUCGAUGAACGCGGACGAGGCAGUGCACAAGCUGCUGGCCGUGGACCUGCCCGAGGGCCGCGAGGCUGAGCUGCCGUCGAUGGUGGUGGAGUGCUGCUCGCAGGAGCGCACGUACACCAAGUUCUUUGGUCUCCUGGCCGAGCGUCUGGCCAAGCUGAACCGCCGGUGGGCCGGCCUGUUUGAGGAAGCCUUUGCGCGCUACUACGGCACCAUUCACCGCUACGAGACGGCCAAGCUGCGCAACAUGGCCUGUCUGUUCGGGCACCUGCUGGCGAGCGACGCGCUCGGCUGGUAUGUCCUGUCGAGUGUUCGUCUGACCGAGGACGAGACGACGAGCGCGAGCCGCAUCUUUGUCAAGAUCCUCUUCCAGGAAAUGGCCGAGGCCAUGGGACUGCCACGGCUGCGUGCCCGCCUGGCCGAGCCCGAGCUGCGGCCCAGCCUCGAUGGACUCUUUCCCGACGACGGCAAUGCGCGUCACCUGCGCUUCAGCAUCAACUAUUUCACCAGCAUCGGCAUGGGCGCUCUGACCGAAGACAUGCGCGAGCGCCUGGCGAAUCUGCCGAAACCAGCACUGCCAGCACCGGCCGACCAGAACGCCAACGACAACGACAACCACCACUCGGCCUCGUCUUACUCCUCGUCUUCCUACACCGGCUCUUCCUACUCACGCUCACCGUCUCGCGAGCCGUCUCGUCGUGGCCGUCCGGCUCAGCGGAGGCCAGCUGGAUCUUCGCGUUCGCGCUCGCCUUUGUCCAAUUCUCGGUCUCGCUCUCGAUCUCGCUCUCGUUCUCGCUCUCGUUUCGACUCCCGCUCUCGCUCCCGCUCUCGAUCUCGAUCCCCUGCCCGACGACGCAGCCGCUCCUACUCCUCGGUCGGCUCCUACUCUCGCUCGCCCUCACCGCCGGCCGAGUCGUCCCGUCGUGGCCGUCGUCCGUCUGGCAGCCGCAGCCCCUCGCGCUCACCACUACCGCCGCCAAGAACCGCUCCCGCUGGCCGGCCACGGAGACCAUCGCUCUCGCCCUCGCCACCGCCAAUCUCGGGCGCCCGUCGUCGUCGGCGCAGCGACAGCCUCUCUAGCCGCAGCAGCGAAGGACCGCCCAAGAAGCAUCGGCGGGGAGGCUGA
Molecule: messenger RNA, 2424 nt
Organism: Grosmannia clavigera kw1407
Lineage: Eukaryota; Fungi; Ascomycota; Sordariomycetes; Ophiostomatales; Ophiostomataceae
Product: cell cycle control protein
Exons: 1
Coding region: 1-2424 (807 amino acids)
Biological process (GO): mRNA splicing, via spliceosome
Cellular component (GO): catalytic step 2 spliceosome
Molecular function (GO): RNA binding; protein binding
Source: RefSeq, a predicted model, not a curated record